CGCCAUUGCGCCGUGCACUGUGGCGGAUGAAACAUGGCUGCUGAUUUGAGAUGUACAGUUGCUCAUGCUGCAGUGGCCUUUGGGCAACCUUGCAAGAGACUUGGUCAUCAAAACCACGAUGGGCCAUACAGGCAGAGGAUCUUCGACGCCUCAAGGCUCCGAAUCCGAUGUCUGCAUUCAUGCGCUACCACGAUGCCGGUGGACGCAGGCUGGAAGACGACUACGAGUUGCAGGACAAAGUCCUUGGCACCGGGAUGUCGGGCAGCGUGCAGCUGGUAGCCAGCACUGUGGAUGGGUCAUACUACGCUCUCAAGACCUAUGACAAAGACAGCAUGAAUCUCAGUCGGUACAAACUGUUGAAGCAAGAGGUAGAAAUUUACCUCAGCGUGGAUCACCCAAACAUAGCACGUCUGAUCGACGUUUACGAAUGGGAUGAAGGAAUUGCACUGAUUAUGGAGUACUGCUCUGGCGGAGAACUACAACAGCGUUGGGAAACUGAAGCCUACGAGGAGCAAGAUGUCAUUGAGGCGACAAAGCAAAUGCUUUAUGCUGUGAACUACUUGCACGCACACAACAUUUGCCACCGGGACCUGAAACUCGAGAAUUUCCUCUACGAAAGUCCCAACAAGAACGCUUCCUUGAAACUCAUUGACUUCGGUUUGUCAAUUGCAUUGGAUGAUGAGGAGAUGACCAUGAAGUCCUCAGUGGGUACCUUGCUCUACUGCAGUCCCGAUGUCAUCUCCGGGAAGGCCUACACCAGCAAAUGUGACUUGUGGAGCCUGGGCGUGAUUGUUUUUAUGUUGCUGAGCGGGCGACCACCCUACGUGACUUCUAUGGGGCAUGAACGCUUGCGUAAAGACAUCAGUCGCGCAAAGGUGCAAUGGGAUCGGCUGCAAGAUAGCAUUUCCCCAGAGGCGAGAGACUUUGUCCAGAAGCUGUUGGUGCUGGAUCCCUCACAACGGAUGGAUGCAGCAUCAGCACUGGAACAUCCAUGGCUGGCAUCCAAGGUGAGAGAGCCUAAUGCAGGUCCUCAUUUGGGAGGUGACGUUCUGGUUGCCUUGAAGCAGUACAUGAAGCAGUCCAAGCUUCAACGUUUGCUUUUGCACCUCUUGGCGCAGGAACUCGGUCCCGAAGAAGCCAAGGAGAUGCGUGAACUUUUUCUCCGGAUUGACUCAGACGAGCGUGGCACCAUCCGCCUUGAUGACCUAAAGGCAGCAAUGAGGCAGAGACAGGCUGCCAAAGGUGGUUUCAUGUCACUCAGAAGGCUCACCUCUCCAAAUCUGAGCCCCAGCAGCAACAAAUCCGAGGAACAGGCUGAACAACUCUUCGAGAUGCUGGAUGCCAAUGGAGACGAAGAAGUUCACUACUCUGACUUUCUCGCUGCCACUGUGAAUGUCCGAGGCAGAUGGCGGCGUGAGACGCUCCGAAAGAUCUUCAACCGAAUUGACCGCGAUGGCAGUGGCACGAUCAGCGUUUCUGAGGUCCAGCGCAUUGUUGCACAGAGCUGUGAGGAUGGUUCCGUGGAGACGUUCCUGAAGGAGUCCAAGGUUGCUCUGAACAGCAGUGGUGAGAUCAGCUUUGAGGCCUUCGUUGAGCUCUUCGAACGCAAAGAUCUCUCCAUCACAGGGUCCCCAUCAAGUCCCAAGGGUGUUCUCAAAGCAUACGCUUGGGAUGAGUCUCCUCGCAGAAGGAUGAAAGCCAAGAUGAAGCGUUUUAGCAGAUCAGAAUCAGAGCCCUUCUAAUUGCUUGUUGAAAAGGUUGACGCUUCUGGGAAGUUUGCGUGGAAGAGGC
Messenger RNA from Cladocopium goreaui, 1791 nucleotides. NCBI's taxonomy places the organism in Eukaryota, Dinophyceae, Suessiales, Symbiodiniaceae. The record is from the annotation of a GenBank genome assembly.